UUUUGGUGGGCCAACUGAGGAAGGAUUUCGAGGGAGAGCCAGCCGGAUCGCGCUGCCGACGGAGCACGAAGGCGUCUCCUCCGCAGCGCUCGAAGCGACAGCCCCGGGCAGCCUUGCCCGAGCUGCCGCCAGGGCAAUCUCACCCCAAGGCGCAUAGGAGCAGCGACCGCGGCGGCGCAGCGCAGCGCGGGCCGCAGCCCCAACGGCGACCGCGGCACCGUGAAGGCCGCGAGGCCGUGACGGGAACCACCAGAUACCAUGGAGGCCAAGGAAUGUGACGUCGCCCAAUCCAGGGGCGCGAAGGACCUAGAGGACAAGAUGGCCGCCGCGACGAUCGGUGGGGGCAUCGGCGUCGCGCCCGAGGCGCGGAGGGUCGGAAACGGCUUUCGCAUCAACUGGAUGAAUAUGAGAGACGCGGCCACCGGUAAAAUUCUCUGGGAGCAGUCGAAGGGCUGGGGCGACAUGUACGACCGCGAGAUUCUGGCGCGGGUACCUAGAAGAUUGCUGGACUGUCGGGCCGUGUCGCGCGAGGUGAAUUUUACGAGCGAGUUCAAGAUGAAGGACUUUCGGCUGGAGCAGCGCGUGCUGUUGCAUGAUAGGCCCUUCGAGCGGUGGAACUUUAGAUUCGGCUUCGUGAUGCCGGGGUCGACGAACACGUGGCAGCAGGUCAUCGAGGCGGCCGACGAGAUGCUGCCCGUCGAGGUUUUGGAUGGGAACGUGGUCAUCGAGACGUCCUUCUUCGACGGCCAGCAGCUCAUCUCGCAGUGCCGCGUGCGCAUCUUCUACGACGCCUAAUUUUGGUUAUUAUUCA
This is a messenger RNA of Pelagomonas calceolata, 811 nucleotides long. The record is from the annotation of a GenBank genome assembly. NCBI's taxonomy places the organism in Eukaryota, Pelagophyceae, Pelagomonadales, Pelagomonadaceae.